Messenger RNA from Neltuma alba, 1161 nucleotides. RefSeq names its product S-formylglutathione hydrolase. Bases 117 to 974 code for a protein of 285 amino acids. The transcript has 7 exons. Lineage: Eukaryota; Viridiplantae; Streptophyta; Magnoliopsida; Fabales; Fabaceae. Gene Ontology annotation, molecular function: S-formylglutathione hydrolase activity. Gene Ontology annotation, biological process: formaldehyde catabolic process. The record is from RefSeq and is a predicted model, not a curated record. Gene Ontology annotation, cellular component: cytosol.
UGUUCCUGACGAGGUUGAGACACAAGGAUCGUUCCCGAAGCAAAGACGCUGACAAAUCUGCAGAAGAGUGAAGAGCAGUAGCACAGUCUAGCUAGGAGAGACCUAACCAGAGAAAGAUGGAAACCAAACCCACAGAAAUCAGCAGCUCGAAGAUGUUUGGUGGGCACAACAAGAGGUUUAAACAUUUUAGCCCUACCCUCGGCUGCUGCAUGACUUUCCACAUUUACUUGCCACCCUCUCCUUCACCUUCUCACAAAUUCCCUGUACUGUACUGGCUGUCCGGUCUCACUUGCUCAGACGAGAACUUUAUAAUUAAGUCCGGAGCUCAGCGUGCAGCUGCAAAUGAGGGAAUUGCUUUGAUUGUCCCAGAUACAUCCCCAAGAGGCUUAAAUGUGGAAGGAGAAGCUGACAGCUGGGACUUUGGUGUAGGUGCUGGAUUUUAUGUCAAUGCCACACAAGAGAAGUGGAAGAAUUGGCGCAUGUAUGACUAUGUUGUCAAGGAACUGCCAGGGCUUUUAACGGAUAAUUUUCCACAGCUUGACCCAUCAAAUGCUUCUAUAUUUGGUCAUUCUAUGGGUGGACAUGGUGCUUUAACAAUCUACCUUAAAAAUCUGAAUAAAUAUAAGUCAGUUUCUGCCUUUUCACCCAUUGCAAAUCCUAUAAACUGUGCCUGGGGACAGAAGGCAUUUACAAAUUAUCUUGGCGGCAAUAAAUCUGAAUGGGAGGAUUAUGAUGCCACUUGUCUAAUAAAGAAGUUCCAUGAGGUGCGUGCCACCAUCUUGAUUGAUCAGGGGGAAGAUGACAAGUUUUUGAAGGAUCAGUUGCUUCCUCACAAGUUUGAAGAGGCUUGUAAGAAGGCCAAUGUGCCGCUGCUCUUGAGGUUUCAACCUGGUUACGAUCACUCUUACUUUUUUAUUGCCACCUUCAUAGAUGAUCACAUCCGCCACCAUGCUCAAGCUCUUAGGCUUCCCUAGGCUGUCUUCACUAUGAACAUCUUUGACUGCUCCGUCUGCUUUGUACUGAAUUUACUGGUAUCGUCGAUGGACUUGUCGCUUGUGAGUGAUUCCAUGGGUUAUUUGAAUCUCCAGGGACCUUUUGCCGGACAGUGCCUUGCCCGGAUUGUAUGCUUUUGCUUUUCCGUUGAAAAAUAAUCUUGCAGCU